Messenger RNA from Danaus chrysippus (African queen), 1122 nucleotides. Lineage: Eukaryota; Metazoa; Arthropoda; Insecta; Lepidoptera; Nymphalidae. The record is from the annotation of a GenBank genome assembly.
AUGAAUCGCAAUCAACGCAAAUAUGGUCGACCAGUGAAAAGGGAAGAAGUUGAUCUUAAACCAAAAGGGAAUAAAUUAGUUAGUCCAGAGAUAGAAGAAGUGUUGCCUCCGCGUAAUAAAAGAAAUUCAUUCAAAGCGGACAAAUUUAUGAAAAAUCGAUGCUGUCACAUAAGUCCUGCGCAAAAAGAUGUUGAACAAUUAACAGAAAUUGAUGACAACUUCCACGAUUUAGUUAAACAACAAUAUGAUUUCGAUACUAUCAUUCCUGAAACUAUAAAGCAGGAAAUCGAAAGUGAAUUCUGUAGUGCAACAAAUAAGGUCGACAACAGUUCGCAGUAUGUAAGGCAAGAAUACUGUCCGUCUUAUGUAGAAACAUUAGACGGGUCCCAAUGGCAAAAUAUAGACAACGCAUAUGAAUUGGAACAGUUUUUGGACGCAGAGAAAGAAGAAGUGUUUACAUCGAACUUGUAUUCGGAAAAAAAGAUUCAUAUUUCUGAAGCGCCGCGUGUGAAAGUUAUAGCGGAGAAAUUCGCCAAGUACCAAAAAGACAACGUCGAGUUAAGAAAAUUGGAAGAAAAAAUUGUGUGUUUAGAAUACGAUGUAUAUACAAGUGAUCACCACUACUCAAAACCAUCUCAAAAAAUGAAGGCGUAUUUUUCUGUUAAACCAAUAAUGAUAUGUGAUAAAGAAAAAGUGAAAAUGUUGCCAGCGUCCGUAAAAAAUAAAUUUAACAUUUCUGAAGAUGACCUAAACAAAUUAAAUGAGAAGGAAGUCGAGAUUAUUGAUGCAAAGAUCUCGGAGAACAAGUCAUAUUUGGACGACCUCAAGAAAGUCCUUAAAAGGAAGCAAGCUAUUUACGCUAAAAAACAGAAAACUACUUUGGAUCUCAUGUCGUUGUACGAAAUGGCUAAACGGGAGACUCCAGUUUUUGACGAGGACUUCUCAAAUACAAAUUUACUGUCGAAAGCGGAAUUGGAAGAAAUUAAAGAUUUAAUAACAAAAAAAUGCGCGUCUAGCAUACACGGCAUAAGCAGACGAACUGUCAAAUGUGACGCGAAAAAAAAUGACAACAUAAACGUCAUAUCACAAUCUAUUUUCGCGGAACUUCAUAGAAAUGAUUAG